UCUUGUCGCCUCAAUAUCAUAAUUUUUUCUCAGGCACAGGGAAAGAGUUUCUUCGUAACGAUGUCUGAUCAUUUUAUUACUCUGUAGUGAUUCUGUGAUUGCCUAAGACGAAGAUGGAGUUAAGCAUUAACUGGAUCAUCAGCAAUCAACGGCAACUUUUUUUUUCUGGAGGUUUAUGGCUGAUAAGAUGGUAACUAGCUCAAAAGUUAGCAACCACCCCACAGCAGAGCGGAGUUAAGCAUUAACGGGAGCUACGCUUACAAACUCUAAAACGCUUGUGAAAAGUCCUCCAAAACCCUAAUGUCUGGGAAGCUGUAAGAAUCGCUAUCAGAGAUUACUGUAUAUUUGCUGCUUAGAGGGAUCAGCGCCUCUAUUCACUCAGAUCCUUAGCGGCGAGAGGGGAGAAACUAUGUCUGCUACUCUGGAUGAGUACUGUGGGUCAACUUUCUGGAAUGAAUCAUUCCUGAAUCGCACGGAUCCGGACCUGCCUGUGUGUGUGGAGAGAACGGUGUUAGUAUGGGUGCCUCUGGGAUUCCUGUGGCUUUGUGCUCCCAUACACUUGGCCAGACUAUUCAAGAAAAAAGCUCCUAAAUCUCCAUUGUCCAACCUCUACAUCAGCAAGCAGGUUGUAACAGGACUUCUGUUCUUGACGGCUAUUUCUGGACUUGCUGUUACACUUGCUGAACAUUACGGACCGACAGAUGAUUCAGGGGAUAAAAUCAUUUCAACUGUGCUUUAUGUUAAUCCUGUGCUGUUUGCAGUCUCUUGGGUUUUGGUAAUGCUCAUCCAGGAAGGUGUACGCCGCAAAGAGAGAGCCGUCGAUUCCACAAGCCUCUUUCUCUUCUGGCUGCUGUUGGUCAUCUGUGAAAUCUUUCCUUUCCAGACCCUUUUACGAGAUGCAUUAAACCAGGAAACCAUAGCAGAUCCUCCCAGGUUCUCUCUUUUCUACAUCUCCUACGCACUCCAGCUGGUGGCUUUGGUUUUAUCAGCCAUUGCUGAUGUUCCACCUGGCCUUAAAGAGAUGGCAAAAAAGAACCCUGAAGCCGGUGCUUCAUUUCUUAGCAGAGUCACUUUCAGCUGGUUCGACUGGAUGGUCCUCAAUGGUUACAGAAGGCCACUGGUGCAGGAGGACAUGUGGGAGUUAAAUGAGGAGGACAGCACAGGCUACGUCAGCCAAAAGUUUGAGGACAUCAUGAAAGAAGAGCUAAGGAAAGCUCGGCAACGAUUACAAAAGAAACAGAGCAAGAAGAAAAAAUCGUCACCGAAGUCUGAUCGUGACCAGAAUGGCCUGGCCAAGGGAGUCAGUCACGACGUCUUGGUCAUGGAGGAAAGGGGGGAAGAGGUAAAAAAGAAGAAGAAAAAGAAGAAAGACAAAGACAGUGCUUCAGAUUAUCCUGACUCAUGGCUGGUGCCCACUAUUCUGAAAAGCUUUAAAUGGGUACUUAUAGAGUCUGCUUUUUAUAAGCUCUUACAGGACCUUCUUUCUUUUGUGAGUCCACAGCUGCUCAAAGUUAUGAUAUCCUUUACUCAAGACAAAUCCAUUUUUACAUGGUGGGGUUAUGUUUAUGCUGUGCUGCUCUUGGUUGUGGCAGUUCUCCAGUCCUUGUUCCUCCAGCAGUAUUUUCAGCGCUGCUUUACUUUGGGUAUGCAAGUACGCACAGCGAUCAUGGCAGUGGUGUAUAAGAAGGCACUGGUCAUGUCUAAUAAUGCAAGGAAGGAGUCGACUGUAGGGGAAACGGUCAAUCUGAUGUCAGCCGAUGCUCACCGCUUUAAUGAUGUCACCAACUUUAUCCACCUGCUCUGGUCGUGCCCAUUACAGAUUUGUAUGUCCAUAGCAUUUCUGUGGAUUGAACUGGGGCCUUCAGUUCUGGCUGGUCUCUUGGUGAUGUUGCUUAUGGUUCCCUUCAAUGGGUUACUGGCCACCAAAUCCAGGUCUUUCCAGAUGGAAAACAUGAAGUUUAAGGACAAACGCAUGAAAAUAAUGUCUGAAAUCCUGAAUGGCAUCAAGAUUCUUAAGCUUUAUGCUUGGGAGCCCUCCUUCCAGACUCAGGUUCAAGACAUUAGAGAGAAGGAGUUGAAGGUGAUGAGGAAGUUUGCCUACCUGUCAUCCGUCUCUACCUUUAUCUUCUCCUGUGCUCCAGCCCUGGUGUCUCUGGCAACCUUUGCAGUUUUUGUGUCUGUCAGUCCGGAUAACGUCUUGGAUGCACAAAAAGCUUUCACGUCCAUCUCUCUCUUCAACAUACUACGUUUCCCUCUGGCCAUGCUCCCCAUGCUGAUUUCCGCCAUUGUUCAGACAGUCGUCUCUAAAAAGAGGCUGGAGAAGUUUCUUGGUGGAGAGGAUCUGGACACAAUGGCAGUGCAGCACAGUGACAAGAAGGACACUGCUGUAAGUGUAAGCAACGGCACUUUUACCUGGGGAAUCGAUUCCGAACCCGCUUUGAAGAAUGUGUCUUUGGAGAUUAAGCCAGGUCGCCUAGUGGCUGUGGUAGGAGCGGUGGGUUCGGGAAAGUCGUCUCUGAUCUCAGCUCUGCUCGGGGAAAUGCAAAAUGUCUCCGGCUCAGUCCACAUCAAGGGAUCUGUCGCGUACGUGCCGCAGCAGGCCUGGAUUCAAAACGCUACCCUAAAGGAUAACAUCUUAUUUGGCUCAGAAGUGGACGAGCAAAGGUUCCAGACUGUAGUGGAAGCCUGCGCAUUACAGCCAGACCUGGAAUUACUUCCCGGAGGAGCUCAAACUGAAAUCGGCGAGAAAGGCAUCAAUCUGAGUGGAGGGCAGAAACAGCGAGUGAGUGUGGCUCGAGCAGCAUACAGCUCUGCGGAUGUAUUCCUUUUGGAUGACCCGCUCUCGGCUGUUGAUGCUCAUGUGGGGAAACAUCUGUUUGAGAGGGUGUUUGGACCCAACGGCCUGCUAAAAAAUAAGACUCGUAUCCUGAUAACUCAUGGGAUUAGCUUCUUGCCAGAUGUUGAUGAAAUAAUUGUCUUAGUUGAUGGAGUUGUGUCAGAAAUUGGUUCGUACAACAGUUUACGCGCCAGCAAGGGAGCUUUCGCUGAAUUCUUGGACACAUAUGCUAAAGAGGAGAAGUCGAAUGCACAAAAAGGCUCAGCUUCAGAUAUUGAGGAGUUAAAUAUUGUUCCUGACAGUCAGGAGCCUCAACCUGACAGUCCUGCUGAGGAUGUAGUCUCCGUCAUGUUGAAAAGAGAAAAUAGUUUACGCCAUAGUCAGCGGCAUGCAAUGCGCAAUGGCAGUGUAAAAAUCAGGAGGAACAGCUCUGCUAAAUCUAAAAAAGCCACAGAAGAGUCCAAGAAAGGGCAGCGGCUGAUUGAAAAGGAAGCAAUGGAAACUGGAAAGGUCAAAUUCUCUGUGUAUCUGCAAUACCUGAGAGCUCUUGGCUGGGGCUACACCACCAUGUUCAUUACAUUUUACUUCAUCCAAAAUGUGGCCUUUUUAGGUCAGAACAUUUGGCUGAGUGAUUGGACCAAUGAUGCUUUGGAUUACCCCAAUGGGAGCACCUACCCUGCCCAUAUUAGAGAUAUGAGAAUUGGGGUGUUUGGAGCACUUGGAGUGGUACAGGGAAUUUUGGUAUUUUUGGGCACUUUGCUCCUGGCAGAUGGAGCAAUUCGUGCCUCCAGAAUUUUACACACUCGAUUACUGUCCAACAUCCUCAGAGCACCCAUGCUGUUUUUCGAUACCACACCAUCAGGGAGGGUGGUCAACCGCUUUGCGAAAGACAUGCUUACUGUGGAUGAAAUGAUCCCCAUGUCUUUCCGUUCUUGGAUCCUCUGUCUGUUUGGCGUCCUUGGCACCUUAUUUGUCAUCUGUCUUGCCACUCCACUUUUCACAGCAAUCAUUGUGCCUCUUGCUGUGGUCUAUUUUUUUGUGCAGAGGUUUUAUGUGGCCACUUCACGGCAGUUGAGGCGAUUAGAUUCUGUUUCGCGUUCUCCAAUCUACUCCCAUUUUGGAGAAACGGUAGCUGGCCUUUCUGUCAUUCGAGCUUAUAAACAUCAGGAGCGAUUUCUGCAACACAACAAAGUCACUAUUGAUAACAACCUUAAGAGCAACUACCCUUGGAUUGUUUCUAAUCGAUGGCUAGCCAUUCGGUUGGAGUUCCUGGGUAAUCUGGUGGUAUUUUUCUCAGCACUGUUUGCAGUGUUAUCUCGAGAUAACCUAGACAGUGGGGUGGUUGGACUAUCCAUCUCCUAUGCCUUAAACGUGACCCAGACACUGAACUGGCUUGUGAGAAUGACAUCAGAGCUGGAGACCAACAUUGUUGCGGUGGAAAGGGUCAGCGAAUACACAACGAUAGAAAAUGAGGCUCCAUGGCACACAGAUAUACGUCCUCCAAAUGAUUGGCCUGCUGUAGGGAAGAUUCAAUUUCAGGACUACAAGGUCAGAUACCGACCCGAGCUGGAGCUUGUGCUUCAUGGCAUCACCUGCAACAUUGAAAACACGGAAAAGAUCGGCAUUGUUGGCCGCACAGGAGCAGGCAAGUCCAGCCUGACCAACUGUCUGUUCCGAAUCAUGGAGGCAGCCGAGGGACGGAUCGUAAUAGACGGAAUCGACAUCUCAACCCUGGGCCUCCACGCUCUCAGAAACCGCUUAACUAUUAUUCCACAGGACCCCGUGCUCUUCUCUGGGACUUUAAGGAUGAACCUAGAUCCUUUUGAGACUUUCAGUGAUGAGGAAAUCUGGAGAGUUUUAGAACUUGCUCACCUGAAGGAUCAUGUGGUGACUCUGCCAGCCGGGUUGCAGCAUGAAGUUGCAGAAGGAGGAGAGAAUCUCAGCGUGGGCCAGAGGCAGCUGCUGUGUCUGGCUAGGGCUUUGCUACGGAAAUCAAAAAUCCUGAUCCUGGAUGAAGCCACGGCUGCUGUUGAUUUAGAGACGGAUGAGCUGAUUCAGAGCACUAUCAACCGAGAGUUCGCCGAAUGCACAGUGCUCACCAUCGCCCACCGCAUCCACACCAUCCUGAACAGCACACGCGUAAUGGUCCUGGAUGCAGGGAAAAUCGUGGAGUUUGAUUCCCCGAGUGUACUAUUUGAGAAGAAGGGACAUUUUCAUGACCUGGCCAGAGAAGCUGGGAUCUCGUCAAUACAAUACUCCGUGUUGUGAACUUUUUAAGGCAGCGCCUGAAUUGGACAUUUAGCUUGGUUUUUUAAACGAGAAGGUGCAGAAUGUUACGUGUACAGCAGUGCUUCGUGACCGUAAGCAAGCGAGAAAUGCAAUUAUUAGUCUCUCUAAAAAACGAAGCUCUGCUAGAGGUAACAAAGCUGUGAAAAUGUCGUGCUAGAUUCUGGCUUUUAUUCAAUACAAUUUGAUAUUGUGAAUUUGAUUUUUACAUCCAUAAAAAAAAAAAAAAUUAGGGGUGAUAAUGAAAGAGAAAAGCUAUGAAGGCGGAAGUGAUCCAUCUUCCGAGGGCAGUGGAGUGUCUCAUAAAUGUUUUGUUUACUUUCUUCAAGGCUGUUAUUAUUGUAUUUCAUAUAACUGUCCUUGUUUUUAUGGUUACCAUAUGAAAAGCUUAUGUUUGCCUUUUUAUCUGUAAGAGCUAUGUGUGUAAGUGUGUAUGUACAGUAUAUUGUUACUUUUUGCAUAUUCUGUAAUCAGAGUAGACUAUAUGUAUGCAAGGAAUUUUACUUGCUUGUGUGCACUGCUCUAUGUUUAGUAAUAUGUGAAUUGAACAAAACAUGUGCACAUACAUGUAUAAACUGCAAGAAUGCAUUUAUCAUGAUUGUUUUUGCAAUAUGAACAUUAUUUAUUAAUUUUGCCUUAUUUUGAAAAGUCAUUAAUUCAAUAAAUUGUUUGAAAUGUA
Molecule: messenger RNA, 5801 nt
Organism: Clarias gariepinus (North African catfish)
Lineage: Eukaryota; Metazoa; Chordata; Actinopteri; Siluriformes; Clariidae
Gene: abcc2
Product: ATP-binding cassette, sub-family C (CFTR/MRP), member 2
Exons: 32
Coding region: 410-5104 (1564 amino acids)
Biological process (GO): transmembrane transport
Cellular component (GO): apical plasma membrane
Molecular function (GO): ATP hydrolysis activity; ATP binding; ABC-type transporter activity
Source: RefSeq, a predicted model, not a curated record